CGUGGGCUCAGAUCCCGCUGGUGGGUUGCGCGCACCUGUCGCCGGGAGCGCCUGGACAUGCCUCGCGGCUGCGCUCCGGGGCGCUUGGAUACCUGCAGCCGUCUCACCUGCCUGCCGGGUCGGAUCUGAGCCACGACGCAACCAUGUCCCUGCCCAAAGCCCGGGUGCCUCCGAAGCGAGCACACAACACACACACACUCACACACUCACAGAGUCACCCCUGCAAGGCGUUGUGUGCGGUUUUGCUGGUUCCGUAACUUCUGGGAAAUCAGCAUGGACAAAAAACAAGAUCCCAAAGGAUCCUUGGAAAAGCGCAAAGUCGGAACAAAGAAGAAAAGACCACCCAUUUUAAGAAUGCCCUCGGUUAAUAAACAGUCACCUGUCCCUGCAACACCACCAAGGAACUUGGACUCCAGGACUUUUAUCACCAUUGGAGAAAAGAACUUUGAAGUUGAGGCCGAUGACUUGGUGAGCAUCUCCGAACUAGGCCGAGGUGCUUACGGGGUGGUGGAGAAAGUGCACCAUGCAAAGAGUGACACGAUCAUGGCUGUAAAGAGAAUCCGAGCCACUGUGAAUACUCAGGAGCAAAAGAGGCUGGUGAUGGACCUGGAUGUCUCCAUGAGGACCGUCGACUGCUUCUACACCGUCACGUUUUACGGAGCUCUUUUCAGAGAGGGUGACGUGUGGAUCUGCAUGGAACUGAUGGACACGUCGCUGGAUAAAUUUUACAAGAAGGUUCUGGAGAAGAAGAAGACCAUUCCUGAAGACAUCCUAGGAAAAAUAGCCGUGGCUAUUGUCCGAGCCCUGGAGCAUCUCCACAGUAAAUUGUCAGUGAUUCACAGAGAUGUGAAGCCGUCCAACGUCUUGAUCAACAAACAGGGACAUGUGAAAAUGUGUGAUUUUGGAAUCAGCGGGUACUUGGUGGAUUCCGUGGCGAAAACAUUGGAUGCCGGCUGCAAACCUUACAUGGCUCCAGAAAGAAUUAAUCCGGAGCUAAACCAGAAGGGAUAUAAUGUCAAAUCAGACGUUUGGAGUCUUGGGAUCACUUUGAUCGAGAUGGCCAUUCUCCGUUUCCCCUACGACUCCUGGGGGACCCCCUUCCAGCAGCUUAAGCAGGUGGUGGAAGAGCCAUCCCCCCAGCUCCCAGCCGAUCGCUUCUCCAAAGACUUUGUCGACUUCACCGCCCAAUGUCUGACGAAGAAUCCUGCUGAACGAAUGAGCUAUUUAGAGAUGAUGGAUCACCCCUUCUUCACUCUCCAUGACACCAAUGACCCCACAGUGACCGAGAUGGCUUCCUUCGUCACGGAAAUCCUCGGGGAAGACUCUUAAAUUCCCCCCCCCUCCCUGACCUCGCCGUCGUGCCAAAUAAACUGGAGUAGCAUCGUCCUCGUUUCUCCCAGUGGGAAGAACCGAGGCAGUUUGAAAACUUCUUAGCAUUACCGGCGGUUUGCACAAAAAAACAAGAUUGUGAACGUCUUUUGUUUGCAACCUCCAUCAGCCCAAUUUAACCUCACGCGAUAACUUCGUGCCUUCGAGAGUGGCGGGUGGUGUGUGGCCGCACCCUGCGUGAAGAAAUCUAGCUUCGGAGGACCCGAGGUUGGUCCUUGAAAUCCUUUACUCCCAUUUCAGCUGCCGAGGUGAAUUUUUGUGCGUUCCCCCGCAGUAAACCUUUCCUGCCCCCCUUUGCCCCCCCCCAAAUGCAACUGUGGACAUUCAGACGUUUUCUAGACUUGAUGCAAAACCGCGACACCCUCCAUCCCUUUAAAGAGCUGACUGCGGAUGCCGCUGUUAAGAAGGAGCUUGUGUUGGCUUUUUACGCUUUGCAGUUUCAAAAAUCUCUUUCUAUAGAAAAUCAAGAAGGUUUUAGUAGUUUCUUGAAGUAGGUGUUCUACCUUCUGCAAUUCUCUCUCUCUCUCCCUUCUUUAAUCCGGCGGCAGUAUUCCUCGACCUCAGCAAUUUUCAGAUGCCCAGAAUUCUUCAAAAGCGGGAGAAUUAAUGGGAGAUGAAGUUCACAGUCGUAAAGUUGCUCAGGUUGAAAAGCUGCUAGAGGAACAAUUUCCCUUCCCCCCCCAUCCCCAAAAAAACUCCUCCUGGAAAGAUUUUACAGCCCAAUUUUGUGACCUCUGCUGCUGGAUUGUAAAGCGUCCCACCUACCCUCAUUUUGUCGUCAUCUUCCAAUAUUUCCUUCAAAGAAUUCAUAUACGAAGAUGAUACAGGCUAGUUUUGGCAUCAGCAACCCGAAGAUCACACGUCUUCUCAAACUUCUUUGUGCUUUUCAACGUACAGAUGUUUUGAUGUACGUUUCACCAUGAAAUGAGAUGUGCUGAGCCUCCUCCCCCCCACCCACCCCAAAAGGUCCAGCUGUUGUGAGGAUCUUGUCUCUGGAGACAUCACUGGAGAUUGAGAAUGUUAAUAAAAAAAUUAAAUAGCCUCCCCCCUGCAUUUCAAGAGACGGAUUGAGGUGGAUCACUUUAAUUGCACUGAAACUGGGAAGCAUUUUUGAUCCGGUGGGCUGAUUCCCCCUUUCUCUCAACUCUUUGUCAUCCCUUCCUGGACUGUUGGAACUAGGAAGUCCACCUAGAGGUUAGGAGGAUCUACCUUCCCUUGAGAUGUUCAGUCUUCCCCAUCACCACCGGAAGCUCACUUACCUUGCAACAUUGUCCACUCCCCUCCACAAAAUGUAUCUCCACCUACCCAGAUUUUUGCACACCCUUGUUGUUUAGUGCCAAGCAAUGUAGCUUAGCCUACUGUGUAAACCCAACAGUGGAUGGAUUGCCGUGAUUACCUUCACCAAGUCCAAGCACUCACCAUCGCGUUGAAGCCAAUGAGAUUCCCACCAAGAUAUCCAUCAUGGUUUAGGAGCUACAAGACCUGGGUUCACACACGUGCACCACAUCUUGGCUUGUUCAUUGAAUUAGCCAUGCUAAAACCACGGUGGUAAGGUGUUGGCUUUCUCUGCCUGACACAGAACAUCGGGAUUGAAGUGGAAAGUGUUGGCCUAUGAAGGAUGUGCUUCCUGCAGUGAGCCCAUUUCUGAUUGAUCAUCUAUAUCUUACUUCCGCAGAGGGAAAAAAACCCUUAGGAACAUGGGUGUGAAUAGGGGAACAAAUGAAAUAUUUUUCCACCCUUCCCCUCCAAAGAACUUAAUGUGGAGAGCUCUUACCUUUUGAAGAAAAAAGCAAAUAUUGCCAGUGGCUUAAUUCACGCUUUUUGUUUUUCAGUAAAUUCUCUCCCUCACUCCUAUCCCCCCAAAAGUAAAUUAUCUUUAAGUGUGUGCAUAUGUUUGCGUAAAUGAAUAGAUGCAGAAUAAGCAUGGAGGAAGCUCCAGCACCUGAAAGCUCUAAAGGAAUGUUAAAACAGAGAAAAGUAAGAAAAAGGGAAAAUGCAUUUUAAGGACACUGGAAAUGGCUCUAUCCCAGGAGUUCACGAGUCAGAUGCUAAAGAACAACUCUACCUAUUUAUUUUAUCCAUCUGGUCUGAAGAAAUAUCCUUAGCCACCUCAAGCUUAAGAUUUGGUCUUCACCCACAGCCUUUUCCAUGGGUUGAAUGAGUUGCUAGUCCCUAUUGAUCCAUUAAAAUAUCUCAGCCGUGGUGAUGUAACAGAUGGGACUUUGAUCCUUCCUCCUUCAAGAUGCUUGAACAAGUUCCCCAUUCUCAUCAGCUUUGAAAGAGCCUGGUGAUCACUUGCCCAAGUACUAACCAGAUCCUAGCAAUAUAUUUUCCAGAAUCAGCUGUGGGUCACCAUUGCCUGCCUGUAAGGGGGUUGUUAAAUCGCUCCCUAGAAAUUUUUUGGGACCUGAGGUUUCUUCUAAAGAUGCUUUUCUUGUGCUAAUAGGUCUAAGCUGCUGGUCAAACCUCUGUUCAUAAUUUGUCUUGAAAGCCCGUUCAAAACAGGGCUGAAGGCCACCAGUGUCCUUAAUAUUUCGAGAUGGAUGACAAAUAAAUAAAUUUACUUCCUAGAUGUUCAGCCUUCCCUUCUGAGAGUUGCUACUGCCUUAAGUUACCUAUAAAUAAAAGCAACUUUUAAAAAAUAAUAAUAAAUUGCAGAACAUAAAUGAUUUGGGGAGACUAUUCCGUCCAUUCUCUUUGUGAGUUAACAUGUUCCGCUUUGGGGGUUGACUUGAUCCUGUGUGAUUUGGGGAGGGGGGUUCCCAGUCUUGGUCAGAGACCUGAAGUGACCCUCAAAGCUACAAGAAAUGGACCAUCUUAUGUAUUACCAUCGCUUGAACCAAUGAAUGUUGCAUGCAACUUCUGAAAUUGAGAUACCCCCAUUAUAGUUUUCCAGCCUGUUCUCGUUCUGGUUUGUAAUGUCUGCUUUUUUUUUUUUUUAAACCUCUGAGCUUUUUGGAGGCAAAUUUAGUGAACGUUUCCUGUGUUUUUCUUUUGAGUCUAACGCAACGUUUCUCAACCUGGACGACUUGGAAGGUGUGUGGAGUAUACUACAACUCCCAGAAUUCCCCAGCCGACAUGGCUGACGGAAUUCUGGGAGUUGAAGUCCCCGCGUGUUCCAAGUUGCCAAGCUGGAGCCACGCCGAUCUAAUUAGACAGGCUUUAGGUGGCUUUUGCUGUGCUGCUGAGCCUCUGUAAUAUUUUUAUUUCUUACUGGUUUUAGAUUAGCAAGAGGGUGUUUGGCUAGCGUUCCCAGAGCCUCUUUCUAUGCUUCAGGGUUUGUUUCUUCAAAUGCAUGCCUUUGGAUUUUACAGAGUUCUCUUCCACCUUCUUCUCUUCCCCAACUUGCAAAAAAAAAAAAAAAAGUUGUUUAUUUGGAACCCGGCAAAUGAAAUGACCACAGGAGCCCUUGUGGAGCACGAGCUGGGUCUCCAACGGGGCAGAUGUGAAACUGAUCUUGGUUUAAAGAAAGCUUGAUGGUACAUGAGCCCCUAACUCGCCUUCCAUUUUGUUUUUGUUUUUUUUCUUUUUCCUUUCAUCACUCUCCUUCCCCCCUCCCUUCCCAAGUUUCCAGCAGAAAUGGAAGACUAUUUAUAUUUAGACAAGAACUCUGGGUGCUUUGAUGAUUUGAAAGGUUCUCUCUAAUAAACUAACUUGGUUGUUGGUUUUCAAUAAAAGAAGCUCCCAAUCUA
Messenger RNA from Crotalus tigris (Tiger rattlesnake), 5081 nucleotides. It is a transcript of the gene MAP2K3, whose product is annotated as mitogen-activated protein kinase kinase 3. Gene Ontology annotation, biological process: protein phosphorylation; MAPK cascade. The transcript is spliced from 14 exons. Gene Ontology annotation, molecular function: MAP kinase kinase activity; ATP binding. Lineage: Eukaryota; Metazoa; Chordata; Lepidosauria; Squamata; Viperidae. The record is from RefSeq and is a predicted model, not a curated record. Bases 274 to 1329 code for a protein of 351 amino acids.